Messenger RNA from Anthostomella pinea, 657 nucleotides. The record is from the annotation of a GenBank genome assembly. Lineage: Eukaryota; Fungi; Ascomycota; Sordariomycetes; Xylariales; Xylariaceae.
AUGUGUAGGAAAAACAUCAUCCACCAGAUGCACCACGAUGUAUCAACACCGAUUAUCAUCGACCCCGUCACCGCCAACCCAACCGUCUACGCCAACCCACUCCGAACAAAACACCACCAGUGCGAGAUCUCACAUUCGAACCAGUGGCUGCCCAACACGUCACAACCACGGUGUGGGUACCACAGCUGCUGCAUCCCAUACGUGGAGAUAGAAUGGUGCGACCACGAAGAAGACGACAUGAUGGAACCAGAAGAAUGCGAAUUCUUCUCGCUGCAGCACCACCACACGCGCCUCGAGUACCUCGGCCACCCCGCCGCGUUCUUCGAUUCCUGUCCCGCGACCUGGCAGAACCUCUCGCAGAUGCGCUGGGAGCGGCCCGACUGGUUCCCCUGGUUCGCGCACCACGCCAGCGAGCGCGCGGGGUGGGAGGAGAUGUACUUCCGAGAGUGCGAGAAGCUGUACACUGCCGAACAGGACGCUCGAAUGCUGGCGGCUGUUGCGUGGGAUCUGGAGUGCAGUGAUGUGUCGUGGGGCCAGCCGAUAGCCGCGACGGCGAAAGGUAACCUCCUGAGGGCGGAGCGGGUUUUGCUGGAGCAGAGGGAGGUUGUCUUUUUAUUGGCGGAAUGGGCGCGCCAGUAUUGUGCGGAUUGCUCGUGA